Notolabrus celidotus (New Zealand spotty) is the source of this 1145-nucleotide messenger RNA. RefSeq names its product transmembrane protein 199 (gene vma12). The transcript is spliced from 6 exons. Gene Ontology annotation, cellular component: endomembrane system. The coding region runs from base 257 to 856 and encodes 199 amino acids. Gene Ontology annotation, biological process: vacuolar proton-transporting V-type ATPase complex assembly. The record is from RefSeq and is a predicted model, not a curated record. NCBI's taxonomy places the organism in Eukaryota, Metazoa, Chordata, Actinopteri, Labriformes, Labridae.
AUUAGCUACGUCAUCGUGUCACGGGACAAACAACAUGGCCGCCUUCUUGAUGGAUUAUAUUUUUCCCUUACCGUGAGAAACCCUGAAACGCUGGAUUUUAAAGGAUGAAAUACAACUUUAUGUCAUUUUCUUAUUAGUUAACGCACACCGUCUCAUCUCUCUUCAGCAGGAACAAGCUCAAAAAGCUGUGUUUUAUAUUUAUUUGGGUAUCUCUGUGGUGUCAUUCACUUCCUGGUUAGCCUGUGAGGCUUAAAUCAUGGCUUCAGUGUUUGUCGUUGGGGAUAAAUUCAAUGACAAAGUGAAGGAGUUGUUAGAAAACUCAGACUCCUCUUUACCCCAAAGACUAAGAGAGGAGCUGGAGGAGACUCUGGAAAAGGAUGGACCUAAAACUCUGUCUUUUGGUACAGCAAGACAACUCAAGAAAUACCUGCAGGAUAAAGGACAUCCGUUCUACCUGCAUGAGCUGCUCGAGGACAGCUCGCUGCACCUGCCUGAGUUUGUGCAGCCUCCCAGAAACCCUGAGCUGGUCGCUCGUCUGGAGAGGAUAAAAGCCAAACUAGCCAAUGAAGAAUACAACCGAAUCACACGAAACGUCAACGCUCAGGAACUGAACCGCAGUGGAACAUUAGCAGAGAUUGGACUUCAAGUGCGAUCAGCCAAAGCAGUGGUGGUGACUGUAUUUAACUUCCUGAUCACAGUGGUGGCUGCGUUCUUCUGUUCGUACAUGGGGAGUCAGUACCUGUUCACAGACACCUCAGCGAGAGUGAUAUCAGCUGUGAUCGCUGCCUCGGUGGUCGGGCUUGCUGAGCUCUAUGUGCUGGUCCGGACCAUGGAGGGAGAACUUGGUGAACCGUAGCAGCUGUGCAAAAAGAGAGAAGGGAUACACGUAAAUCUUGGGACACUUGCCGCCUUCAGAGCAGAACUCUAAAAGCCUCAUUAAGCUCUCUGACUCAGAGAGGAUGUCUCUCUCUGCUGUGGAAACUCUGUGGACGUUAUUUUUGCUUCGAUAUGUGUGUGUGAGUGUGUGUGAGUGUGUGAGUUGCUGGAACUAUGAGUAAUAAAUAGUAAUAGAUGUUUGAAUAUAUGCUCUGUGUUAAUCUCAUUCCACCUGCCAUGACUCAGAUUAAAUCAACAUUUAUUAUUUA